Messenger RNA from Myxocyprinus asiaticus (Chinese sucker), 5659 nucleotides. RefSeq names its product wingless-type MMTV integration site family, member 3A (gene wnt3a). Gene Ontology annotation, cellular component: extracellular region. Gene Ontology annotation, molecular function: frizzled binding; cytokine activity. Lineage: Eukaryota; Metazoa; Chordata; Actinopteri; Cypriniformes; Catostomidae. The transcript is spliced from 5 exons. Gene Ontology annotation, biological process: neuron differentiation; canonical Wnt signaling pathway; multicellular organism development. The record is from RefSeq and is a predicted model, not a curated record. The coding region runs from base 216 to 1337 and encodes 373 amino acids.
AGAAUUUCCCCCGUGGCAAAAGCCUCUGAUUGGGUCCGAACGCAAAGCUGCUUUCAACUUUAAUAUGUGCCUCAUGAGCGCGCACAGGAGUCUGCAGUAGGAUUAUCGGAGAGAAUUGUCGCUCAUCAUCACCUUGUGUUUUCUGUUGACAAACGCGUGUAUGAGUGUGUGCGUGAGUGCGUGUGCGGGUCUGUUUAAGACAAACAUUUUCAAGGAUGAUAUUUCUUGGAUAUUUCCUCUUUUUUUUUUGUUGGCUCGCGCGUGUCAUGUCAAGCUACCCGAUAUGGUGGUCUCUAGCGGUGAGCCACCAGUACUCUUCUCUGGGUUCCCAGCCCAUCCUGUGCAGCUCCAUCCCUGGCCUGGUGCCAAAACAGCUCCGCUUCUGCCGCAACUAUGUGGAAAUUAUGCCCAGCGUGGCAGAGGGUGUGAAGAUCGGCAUUCAAGAGUGCCAGCACCAAUUCCGCGGCCGCAGAUGGAACUGCACCACGAUCAAUGAUAGCCUGGCCAUCUUCGGACCAGUGCUGGACAAAGGACAUAUACAGUUGCAAUCGAAAUUAUUCAACCCCCCCAAGACAGUAAGGAUUUACAAAGCCACUAGAGAAUCAGCAUUUGUCCAUGCAAUUGCCUCUGCGGGAGUGGCAUUCGCUGUGACUCGUGCUUGUGCUGAUGGAUCAGCUACCAUCUGCGGCUGUGACACACGGCGGAAAGAUCUACCCGAUGAGGGCUGGAAGUGGGGUGGCUGCAGUGAAGAUGUGGAGUUUGGCAGCAUGGUAUCACGAGAGUUUGCUGAUGCUCGUGAGAACCGGCCAGAUGCACGCUCUGCUAUGAACCGCCACAACAAUGAAGCUGGACGUGUGUCAAUCACUGACCAUAUGUACCUGAAGUGUAAGUGUCAUGGCCUCUCGGGCAGCUGUGAGGUGAAAACCUGCUGGUGGUCGCAGCCUGACUUUCGGGUGAUAGGCGACUACAUGAAGGACAAGUAUGACAGCGCAUCGGAAAUGGUGGUGGAGAAACAUCGGGAGUCAAGAGGCUGGGUCGAGACCUUACGACCAAGGUACACCUUCUUCAAGCCCCCAACCGAAACGGACCUUGUCUACUAUGAAACCUCGCCUAACUUCUGCGAACCCAAUUCAGAAACCGGUUCCUUUGGCACUCGUGACCGUAUCUGCAACCUGACUUCACAUGGUAUCGAUGGCUGCGACUUACUCUGUUGUGGCCGUGGCCACAACACCCGAACUGAGAAACGCAAGGAGAAAUGCCACUGUAUUUUCCACUGGUGCUGUUAUGUGAGCUGCCAGGAGUGUACGCGAGUUUAUGAUGUCCACACCUGCAAGUAAGUCACUGUGGCUAAGAAGCCACCAAACCAAAACGAGGUUGGGCCAGACAUUUGAGGUGGCGAACACCCAAGAGCCUUUGCUUGUGGACUGGGUUGAAAGGAGUUUUUUUGUGGUUUCAGUGGUAAGACAACCACUGAAAAGGGAUGAAAACAGUGAAGUGAUUUUAGAAAGUUAGCCUUCAAAAAGAAUGCUGUAUUAACAGACAAAAAAAAAAAAAAAGACCCAUAAAGGCUUCAAUCUCCAUCCUGACUAUUGUUGGGACCCAACACACUUUGACACGGGCCUGUUGUUUAGUUCUGGAAAGGGACUAAGCUUCUCCUGAGUCUGAUAUAUUAGGGGAUAAGGGGUGGAUCAGAUUCCUGAAGAGUCAGGCCCUUGGGACCUUGACCAAUUGUUUCUCCAAGAAAAGAAAACCUUUGAAAGGGAGAGGUUUUGUUGGCACGUGGCGGCAAACUGUUCUGAGACUGUGGAGAACUCCACAACAACAGAUGCAGCACAAACCGAAUGCUGGGGUUUGCCCACAAGUGCCUCUGAAAUAUAGUAAUAGUAACAUUAUUAGCAAUAGCCUUACUACUAACACCAUUAAAGAAGCUAUGUGAACUAUUUUAAAUGCAAAGUACAUUCCAGUAUACCUGAAUACCAGCAAAAAUUUAAAACAACUUGCAGCUUCCAAAACAACUUAACUUCCAUACACAUCAUGUUGUGUCUCUGUGUAAGACCAAACAUACAAACUAAUGUAUUAGGUUGGGUUUAAUGUAAGUUACUAACAUUAGGUUAUGAAUGCACUUGUACCUGAGUGAAUGUCCACAUGUUGCAUAUAUGUCAGUGUUUUCUUUGUCUUAUUUUAAAACACUUUCGAAAAGAACCUGAAUGAAUUAACUUGACUAACAGUUAAACUCUCACAGCAUCAGGUCAAACGUAUUGAUGCAGACAAUGCUUCAUUCACCAUUCAUUAUUAGUUUCCCCAAAGAUCAAUAAUCAUUUAGGGUUAAUCAAACAGACAAUUAGACAGUUGUCUUUUUGAAUGGAGCAUGAUAUUAAUUUACCUUAGUUGUUUGAUAUUUUACAGACAUAGAGGUCCAUGACAUUUCACGAUGAACAUAUAAGAGAUUUGUGCCUUUAUUCUGUUUCUGAAACAUUACAGGCAGGGUCCAAAAUUAACUCACACCAAGCACCAAAUGCAAGCAAAAAUGGCUUUGGCAAGUAAAUAAACCAGUUGGCCGAUAACUUGAAAUAAUAAAAAAAAAACGAAAAGAAUAAUGAAUGACCUAAAUGGUAAUGUAAAAGUCCGUUGUUGUUUUUCAUUUAUAAUACUUAAGCGAUGUGAACAUAUCAAAUAUAUUCAAACCAUAUAAAACCAUCAUAUGUUCAACUAGGAAACCAAAAGGUUUUGCUUUUAUUGUCACAACAUGAUCAAAUUAGUUGUUUACACAUUUCUUCAGAAAGUUAAUGUAUCCUGAAAUCAACCCCAUACUGCCAAAUUCCUGACAAACGGCAUCCCACCUAAGACAUUUUUGCAUUUAGUGCUACUGAGCAACCUCAGAGACACUGGUUCUUGUCCAGUGGAAACCAGGAAAUAUUCACGUUCACAUAAACAAUGGUGUGUGCAAUUCGGAGGUUGCAUUUUUGCUCUUAAAUUACAUUUUUACUCCACUGAUGGUUAGGUUUAGGGUUGGGGUUAUGGUUAGAGGGUAGGGUUAAUAAAAUACGCAUUCCUGUCAACUGUAUUACAUAAUUUACAACUAAACGUUCAACUUGCUUUUGGCGCCAUUUUGCCAGGAAACUAAAGCUCAUGUGCCUAUUCGUUCAACAACACUUCUAGCUUCAGCCACUGGGGGGCAGUGAUUUUAAUUUCAGUAUGCACAGAUCGAUUUCAACAGCAGAGCUUUCAACCUACUGUCACCGAAUUCAUAGUGUGAUCAUUCUAAACCUAGUGGCAACACAUUCCUGCUGUUAACCACCAAAAUCAAUGUUUUUGUGAGUGUUUUCAGAGAGACUGGCUAGCAUAUUACGUGUACUGUUUGCCGCAAACACAGCUACAAGGGAAAAACAUCUAAAUCCUUAUGUAUAUGCACAGUAGUAACCAAAGAUAUUGGCACCCUUGGUAAAUAUGCACAAAAAAGGCUGUGGAAAAAAAAUCUACAUUGUUUAGCCUUUUGAUCUUUCAUUCUAAAAAAUUCACAAAAAUCUAACUUUUAUUUGAAGUAAAACAAUUGAAACAGGGGAAAUAUCUCAUUAUUAAAUAAAUAUUUUUCUCCAAAACGCAUUGUCCAUAAUUAUUGGCACCCUUUUAUUCAAUACUUUUUGCAACCUCCCUUUGCCAAGAUAACAGUUCUGAAUCUUCUUUUAUAAUGCCUAAUGAGGUUGGAGAACACCUGGCAAUGGAUCUGAGACCAUUCGUCCAUACAGAAUCUCUACAGAUCCUUCAAAUUCAGAGGUCUAUGUUGGUGGACUCUCCUCUUCAGUUCACCCCACAAAUUUUCUAUGGGGUCUGGUUUGGCCAUGGUAGAACCUUGAUUUUGUGGUCAGUGAACCAUUUAUGUGUUGAUUUUGAUGUUUGUUUUGGGUCAUUGUCCUACUGGAAGAUCAAACCAGGGCCCAUUGUAAGCUUUCUGGCAGAGGCAGUCAGGUUUUGAUUUUUUAUCUGUUGGUAUCUGAUAGAGUCCAUAAUGCCAUGUAUCUGAACAAGAUGUCCAGGACCUCUGGCAGAAAAACAGCCACACAACAUUCGAGAUGCAGCACCACAUUUAACCGUGGGAACUGGGUACUUCAUCUCUGUGUAUGCCAAACCCAUCUCUGGUGUUUGCUGCCAAAAAGCUAUUUUUUUUUUGUUUUUUUUGUCUCAUCUGACCAUAGAACCUGGUCGCAUUUGAAGUUCCAUUAGUGUCUGGCAAACUGAAGACGCUUGAGUUUGUUGUUGGAUGAGAGCAGAGGCUUUUUUCUUGAAACCCUCCCAAACAACUUGCGGUGAUGUAGGUGAUGUCUGAUUUUAUUUUUAUUUUUUUAAACUUUCUGACCCCAAGACCCAACUAAUUUCUGCAAUUCUCCAGCUGUGAUCCUUGGAGAUUCUUUGGCCACUUGAACCAUCCUCCUCACUGUGUGUGGAGACAAUAUAGACACACGUCCUUUUCCGGGCAAAUUCUUAACAUCUCCAGUUGAUUGGAACUUCUUAAUUAUUGCUCUGAUGGUGGAAAUGGGCAUUUUCAAUGCUUUGGCUAUUUUCUUUUAGCCACUUCCCAUUUUGUGAAGCUCAACAACCUUUUGCCGUACAUCAGAACUAUAUUCUUUAGUCUAACCCACUAUGAUUGAUGAUUAAGGGAAUUUGGCCUGUGUGUUACCUCAUAUUUAUACCCCUGUGAAAUAGGAAGUCAUGGCUGAACAAUUUCAUGUUCCUAGUCACCCAGGUGCUCUAAAAAUGUAAAAUAUGAAUGGGAAUACAUUUCAGAUAUAUUUUACUCAUAAGAAUUUCUAGGGGUGCCAAUAAUUGUGGCCAACAUGUUUUGGAGAAAAAUAUUUAUUUAAUAAUGAGAUAUUUCCCCUCUUUCAAUUGUUUUACUUCAAUUAAAGGUUAGAUUUUUGUGAAUUUGUUAAAUGAAAGAUCAAAAGGAUAAACAAUGCAGAUUUUUUUUCACAGCCUUCUUUGCUCAUAUUUACCAAUGGUGCCAAUAUUUUUGGCCACUACUGUAUAUAUAUAUAUAUAUACACUGGCGGCCAAACGUUUGGAAUAUUGUACAGAUUUUGCUGUUUCGGAAGGAAAUUGGUACUUUAAUUCACCAAAGUGGCAUUCAACUAUAGGACAUUACUGAUGUAAAAAACAGCACCAUCACUGUUUGAAAAGAGUCAUUUUUGAUCAAAUCUAGACAGGCCUCAUUUCCAGGCAGCCAUCACUCAAACACCUUAUCCUUGAGUAAUCAUGCUAAAUGGCUAAUUUGGUACUAGUUGCCACAGUAUUCAAUAGACUGGCAUGUCUUUAGGUCAAUAUUAGGUCAAAAAUGGCAAAAAAGAAACAGCUUUCUCUAGAAACUCAUCAGUCAAUCAUUGUUUUGAGGAACGAAGGCUAUACAAUGCUUGAAAUUGCCAAAAAAAACUGAAGAUUUCAUACAAAGGUACACUACAGUCUUCAAAGACAAAGGAUAACUGGCUCUAACAAGGACAGAAAGAGGUGUGUAAGGCCAGAUGUACAACUAAACAAGAGGAUAAGUUCAUCACGUCAUCAGCUGACAGCUUCAUUGAAUUCUACCCGCUAAACACCAGUUUUAUGUACAACAGUAAAGAGAAGACUCAGGGGUGUAGGCCUUAUGGGAAGAAUUGCAAAGAAAAAG